GCUGUUCUGAAGUAGCUGCCAUCGUCGUGACGAUGGCGGCUUACUUCCUGACACCUAUUUACACCUCGUCAGGGAAAAGGCUUCUAAUUAGUGAUUGUAAUAAAGGACCUCUUGUUGCAGCGUUUAGAUCACCCCUGAUGGAGGUACUAGACAGGAAGUGUCGAAACAUUGGGUCUGUGAAUUGUAAACAAAGGCCCGGUUUGUCCCCACAAGAAAUAGAUUAAGAGAUCUAGAAGUAUUGUUCUCAGGUAUGCAUAGCAAGUAGCUGUGAAGAGUAACGAAUUCAACAACUAAUUCAACAGCCAAAAGAGUAUUGUGACUCAAAACUGUUUUGCACUUCCUUCUACGAAUAUUAACCGAUAUGGCGAAUCUUCGCGUAAGUGGACUUACGAAAGAGUCGAAUGCAGCAAUAUAUCUCAUGGAGGGAAAGAACAGUGACCGCUUUGAAACCCAUCCCACCUCUCAAACAUUUCGAUGGUACCUUCUAGCAAAUUCCCAAAAAUUCUAUGUUUUGGAGCUGAUGGCUGCAUUGAUUCUUCUUGCCUUGGGACUCACUGAAAAACCACCAGCACUAAAAGCUAACAAUUUGAGUGUUCCUGUCAAGGUGCAUGCAGCCGUGGAGGUUCUCUCACUGGUGAUUGUCUUUGCUGGACUUGCUUUAAAACUGAAAUGGCAGGGAGCAAAGUUUUUCUUCUCCUAUAAGAGAACGCGUUUCACGGUUUUUAUCUGGUGCGUGGUAUUUAUAGAAGCCAUUGUGGUGCUGGUGAGAAGGGAGAAUCAUUUUCGAGUAACAAGAUCUCUGCGCCCACUCUUUCUUAUUGACACGCAUUACUGUUCUGGGGUGAGAAGGGUUCUCAGACAGAUUUUACUUUCACUUCCCCCAAUCCUGUACGUGCUCUUUCUGCUGUUUUUUAUCAUGGUAAUCUUUGCUAUGUUAGGGUUCUAUCUGUUUUCUGACAAUGAAAAGGAUGAGUUUUUCAGCAGCUUCUGGAGAAGCUUCAUUAGCUUAUUUGUGUUACUUACAACAGCAAAUUAUCCUGACGUAAUGAUGCCAGCAUAUAUCAGAUCACGAUGGUCUUUUAUCUACUUUGCUGUUUACAUUGCAGUUGUUCUUUACUUUCUCAUGAGUCUGCUUUUGGCUGUGGUUUAUGAUGCCUUUACAAACAUUGUAAAGAAUAAGUUUAGAAAACUCUUUCUUCAUAAAAGGAAAGGUAUAAGAAAAGCUUACGAACUUCUCAAAGGUGAAAAUCCUCCACAUGGGAUCCCAUGGGAAACUUUUAAAGGCUUGAUGUCACAUUACGACCCCAAAAGAACUGAUGUGGAGAAUUAUCUUUUUUUUAAGUCACUAAAUAAAAGUAACACUGGACAAUUAAGCCUGGAUGAAUUUUACAAUGUUUUUGAAAACAAUGAGAUGAGGUGGAAGCGGGUAACAGAACAUCACGAUCAGUGGUUUAGCUGUUUUAGAUCAUGCAACUGUUUGUACCGCACACUCAGAGGUAUUCGCUGGCUCAUAUCACAGAAACCUUUUGAGUUCGUCAUCUACGCAAUUAUUAUUACAAAUGGGAUUUCAGUUGUUGUGGAUAUCAUUGUGUUUUCCAACGCUCCUCAAAAUGAAAGGGAAAAGAAGAUAAGAGAGCUCCAUUGGUACCAUAUAGUCUUCAUUUGUGUUUAUGCAACAGAAGCCUUGCUCAAAAUCCUUGGUCUUGGUUUAAGGAAAUAUUUCCGGUCUGGCUGGAAUAUGUGA
Molecule: messenger RNA, 1744 nt
Organism: Pocillopora verrucosa
Lineage: Eukaryota; Metazoa; Cnidaria; Anthozoa; Scleractinia; Pocilloporidae
Source: RefSeq, a predicted model, not a curated record